AUGAUCCGAGAUCCCGGUGGUACAUCGCCAAACGAACAUCAAGACUCGCCACCUUCACCUAAAUACGAUCGAAUAUUGGGACGUCCGCCACCUAUGGAUGAGACGGAAAUACCGCUGGACAUGACUGUCAGGCGGAAGGAUUCGUCCGACGGUCAGGGAUCGCCCACAGGGAACGAUCAGUCGCGCGAUAUACCGAUCAAUCUGAAUGUGCGCCCGAGUGUCAUAACAAAGGCACCGCCACCACCAAUAAAGAAGCGCAUUAGUCACAUGCACACGAAUGGUGAAAUCGUGCUUAAGAGUAGUGUUAGGACGACCACCGCGACUACCACCGUCGAAUCGGCCCCGAUCGUGAACGUUUCAUCCACGUACUGUGAUGUAUCGAUCGAGGAACAUUUUCGCCGUUCGCUCGGUCCGACCUACAGCUCCAUUUACGGUGACAAGCAGCAGCUACAGCAGCUGCAACUGCAACAGCAGCAGUCAUCGGCACUGAAUGUUUUGAACAACAACGCCACCAUUGGUGGGCAAGGAUCACCAGUGCAUCAUCAUGCCACACAGCAUAAAGUGCAUCCACUGCCGAUACCGCUGCUGUUGCAAAAGCACACGAUGGAAACGGGAGACUCGUUACCGCUGACCGGACCGGCAGUUGGUACAGGUGGUGGUGGCGGUGGGAUGCGGAAUCACAGUAGCAGCAGUAUUAGCUCCAGCUCGUCCGUCAGCUCAAACAGUAGCAUAUCCAGCAACCUCAGCAACACUAGCGGCAUUAGUAGCAGCAGCAGCAAUAAUAACAUCAGUAUCAGACCGACCGGCCCGAUCGGUGGCGUCGGUGGAAUACGUGUGGUUGCGCCGGACACGAUCGAGCUGAAGCUCUCGAGUGAUCCCGCACCCCCAGUACCGCUCGUACCGGCUACCGUCCUGCCACCGUCGCCCGGUGCACCCUCAUCGGCUGCCAGUGUGGCGAUUGCGCUCACAUCACCGAAACACCUGCAUCAGCAACCACCACCGGCCAUCUCACCGGCCUCACUCACCACCACGAUGUCACUUUCGUCCUCGUCGCCAUCUUCCUCGUUAGCAUCUUCACCGGCUCCGUUUCUUGCAACGCAGCAGCAACAGAAGAGGCCCGACUCCGGCGAAGAGGUCGAUGAUCAUUUCGCGAAAGCGCUCGGUGAUACGUGGAAGAAAAUUCAGGAGAGUAAUAUGAAUUUGUGA
This is a messenger RNA of Anopheles marshallii, 1206 nucleotides long. RefSeq lists its product as uncharacterized. The transcript has 3 exons. Gene Ontology annotation, molecular function: transcription coactivator binding. Lineage: Eukaryota; Metazoa; Arthropoda; Insecta; Diptera; Culicidae. The coding region runs from base 1 to 1206 and encodes 401 amino acids. The record is from RefSeq and is a predicted model, not a curated record. Gene Ontology annotation, biological process: negative regulation of DNA-templated transcription.